Molecule: messenger RNA, 1924 nt
Organism: Bactrocera latifrons
Lineage: Eukaryota; Metazoa; Arthropoda; Insecta; Diptera; Tephritidae
Exons: 3
Coding region: 212-1003 (263 amino acids)
Source: RefSeq, a predicted model, not a curated record
AUGCAAUUUUAAAAUAUUGUAAAAUCUAUUUAUCGUGUUUCCCCCUGUUAUGAUUCACAAUUGAGUUGUUUGUUGCAUCGGCAGUUGUCAAAACAAAACGCUAGUUGUCUGUUCACAACUCAACUCUGUUGACUUUGCUAAGUUGUAUGUGAGCUGUCAAAAUCAUACAACUGCCAUUUAUUAUUUUGUUUACACGCCUGUUAACGUAAAAAUGGAGAGGAUCAACAAAGUAUCAACCAAGCAACAGCUAGACCGCCUUGUCGACUUAGUUACAAAAAAUCCCAGCGUUGGUAGAAACAGACGCUUAUAUGGCUCUAGUCGUGAAGAGUUGAAGAAAAUUUGGCAGCAGUUUGCCGUCGAGCUGAAUAGGCUGGGACCGCCGUCAAGAACGGGACCCGAAUGGCAAAGGGUGAGUCACAAUAAAGCCAAAAACAAAGAAGCAAACAAUUUGCUUAUACGUCUUACUCAGGUGUGGAUCCAUUAUAAAGCUAACCUGAAGCGCAAGUUGGCACGUAAUAGAGAAAUCCAGGAGGCGAACGAACCCGGCGUUUUCCGCGAAAUCAGUUUCUCUGCAACUGAGGAGAAGGCGUAUGAAAUUACAAAAAAACUAGAUUUGCUAUCGUCCAAUACAACUGAAUUUGUUGAUGUGAGUACGAAUGGUAACGAAACUCCGCCGCCAACUGCCGGGUCGCCGCCGCUAAUUACUGAAAACGCCGAACCGCCGCCAAGCAAACAUUCAAAGACAGCCGAAGCGCAGAUGCAUUUACUCGAGGGGAUGGCUGGCAAGCAAGACGAAAUGCUGCGUACGCUCAGACAACUGCGAAGCACCCAACAUCGAAUGUACCAGUUGAAGUUGGAGAAAUUCAAGUUGCUGAAGAAGCGCGAAAAAGAAGCGAGUGCGCUGCGAAAUCUACGAAUAGAGCUUUCCAAAGAAAAAUUAAAGCAAAUUAAAAAGCGAAAAUUUCCUCUAAAGGAUUUGAUGAAAAAUGCAAGCGCCUUUUAAAAACACUUUUUUUAUUGAAAAUUAUUGCAGUUAUUGUUAUAAUUUGCUUCACAUAGGAAUCUGUAUAUGUAUAUGUAGAUUAUAUUAUAUAAUAUGUAUGUAAUUAUGUAUGUAUAUAUUGUAUAUAAUUGGUAUGUAAUUGAAUCGAUAAGAUUUGCAUAGUAUACGUACAUAAGUAGGUAGUUAAUUAUGCAUCUAUAUAAUUAUGUAUGUAUGUAUUUACGCGUAAUAUUCAUCGCUUAACUCGGUUAUUAGUCUUUCGUAUAGUCUGCUAAAUAUUUUAGUAUUACGUAUGUAUGAGCGUUCAUUCUUACAGUUGUGUGUCUGCAGGCCGCAUGAGCAGCAAUUAAUUAAUAGUUAACUGCUUAUGUUUGAUUUUCGGCAAGUACGCGCUUUUCUCAUGACUUGUGUCCACUUUGCGUACUCUCUUGUUGUUUUUGCAUUUACAUAAGGCCUUAACGCGCUUAGUGUCAGCUACAACUUCUUCAAAUUAAACUUUUUUCAUACAAUUUCACACACAUUUAUAAAGUAGUACAGCUAGUAAUUUUACAGUUAAGUUCCACUAAAAUGUAAAUACAUAAAUUAAUAUAUACAAAAUGUUAUUGUUAUACGUUUUUUUUGGUUUUAUAAGUUUUAGUUUUAACAGAUAUGACGAUGACUUAGUAGAAAUAUGAAUUUUUAAUAUGAAAGUUUUUUUUUGCUUGAAAUACAUUAUAUGUAUAGUAUUGUUUUAUAUACUAGCAAUUACAUUGUAAUUGUAAAUCAUACAUUAUGAAUUUAUUUGUAUUUAUGAAAAAUGUUGGCGAUUAGUUAAUGGAUUAGUUUGGUAGUGUAGUUGUAAGCGCCACUCAAAUACACACGCACGUACUUUUUUUAUGGCGCUUUUGGUUAUAAAGUAAUUAAAAAAAAAAAAAACCAAAA